Molecule: messenger RNA, 1966 nt
Organism: Punica granatum (pomegranate)
Lineage: Eukaryota; Viridiplantae; Streptophyta; Magnoliopsida; Myrtales; Lythraceae
Source: RefSeq, a predicted model, not a curated record
AAAGAAAGGGAAAAAAAAUUGCCGGAAGAUGUCUCCUCCCCUCCCCUUUCCUCCCUUCCCUUCCCUUCCCGAGUUCAUUCCCUGCUUCUCGUCGAAAGGAAAAGGAAAGAAAAUUGCUUUGAUCGGUCUUCUCUCAUGGUGGAUUCCUGUCCACUUUAGCUGAAGAGAUGAGCUUCAUCCGAGGCCUCAUAGACUCGCUCGGCUCAAUCUUCACUGACUCCGGCGACGAUUCCCAACAGCACCAUCCCCGAAACCUUGAUUCUCCAUUCAUGGAAGCCGGCGGCGGCAUCGGCGUCUCCCCAGUCUCGAACGAGAGGGCCGCGUACAAGAUCAAAGGCUACUUCGACUUGGCCAAGGAGGAGAUUGCCAAGGCCGUGCGGGCCGAAGAAUGGGGUCUAGUGGACGAUGCCAUUGUUCAUUACAAGACUGCGCAGCGUAUACUCACCGAAGGGAAUUCGACCCCAGUGCCUUCAUAUAUAAGCUCCAGGGAACACGAGAAGGUGAAGUCAUACCGACAAAAGAUCUCUCAGUGGCAGGAUCAAGUUUCUGACAGACUGCAAGCUUUAAGUCGGAGAGCAGCAGGUGCAACAUCAACAAGCCAGAGUGUGUUAAGUCAUGCAAAAGCCACUGCAGUUUCGUCGCAAACAUCAAACCCUAGGAAAAAUGGAGCAAAAAACUUUCCUCAAUCUGGUAGAAAUGUUCCGAUUGCGGUGACCCAAAGAGAGAGGGUGCCAAGUUCAAAAUCCUUGCAAGAAUCUGGAGGUAGUUAUGAUGCAAAAUUGGUCGAAAUGAUAAACACUGCCAUAGUGGACAGAAGCCCAUCUGUUAAAUGGGAAGAUGUUGCUGGCCUGGAUAAAGCAAAACAAGCUUUGAUGGAAAUGGUUAUUUUGCCGACCAAGAGAAGAGAUUUGUUCACGGGGCUUAGGAGGCCAGCUAGAGGUCUGCUUUUAUUUGGCCCACCUGGUAAUGGGAAAACCAUGCUUGCCAAAGCGGUUGCUUCAGAGUCUGAGGCAACAUUUUUUAAUGUUUCUGCAUCUUCACUUACAUCUAAAUGGGUUGGCGAAGCUGAAAAGCUUGUCAGGACUCUCUUCAUGGUUGCUAUAUCCAGACAGCCUUCUGUAAUAUUUAUUGAUGAAAUUGACAGUAUCAUGUCAACAAGGUUGGCUAAUGAGAAUGAUGCAAGCCGGCGAUUGAAGUCCGAAUUUCUAAUCCAGUUUGAUGGGGUCACUUCUAAUCGGAAUGAUCUAGUAAUUGUAAUUGGUGCCACGAAUAAACCACAAGAACUGGAUGAUGCAGUCCUGAGGAGACUGGUCAAGCGAAUAUAUGUCCCUUUGCCGGAUGAAAGUGUUAGAAGACUGCUUCUUAAAAACAAACUCAAAGGCCAAGCAUUUUCUUUACCAAGUGGCGAUAUCGACAGACUAGCUAGAGAAACAGAAGGAUAUUCUGGAAGUGAUCUGCAAGCCUUGUGUGAAGAAGCUGCUAUGAUGCCCAUAAGAGAGCUUGGCGCAAACAUCCUCAAAGUGACGGCAAAUCAGGUGCGGCCCUUGAGAUAUGAAGACGUUCAAAAGGCAAUGACAGUCAUAAAACCAAGCUUACAGAGAAGAAAGUGGGAGGAGCUCGAGGAGUGGAACCGAGAGUUCGGCUCUAACUGAAAGAUCCCACAAUGAAUAUCCACAGAGCUCUACAUUGACCCAUAUCCAUGUUUAUAACGAGGCAGCAGCGGGCAUUGUUCUGGACACGGACAGUACCUUGAAAUCGUACCAUAAAAUUCUUACUUUCGUUCUUGACUGUAUCAUUCUUUUGAAAAUGUAUCAUUAUGUAUUUAAAAAAGAAAAAAAAUAAUAAAAUACAUCUUUCUCGCUUUCUAUCUGUAAAUGAGACUAUCGAGAUAAUACUAUUUGAUACCCUUUUCCAUAUAUAUAACAAGGACAUGGUGGUCUGGCCAGAUAGCCUUAGAGCACUCGAA